CGAACGGCUGAGUGGCAAAUUAAGCUGAACACUCUCGGCCACACCUGCCUUGAGCUCACAUCUGAUUCACCACAUUAUGAAAUCGAGGAGAUAAUGCAACAUGGAGUUAUUAUUGCAACGCCGGAAAAAAUUGACAGCCUAUUGCGUCAUCAAGAAGGAUUAAAGGAUCUUCUUUCUCGAGUUAAACUUUUGAUGGUUGAUGAAAUUCACACGAUUGCAGAUCAGUCUCGUGGAGCCUGUUUAGAGGCAACCGUUAUGAGAUUCCUUCCAUUUCGACCUCGAGUUAUAGCUGCAACAGCCACUUGUCAAAAUAUUUCUGAUGCAAAAAAUACGGCAGAGUUUUUGGCUCGUGAAAUCAUUUUGCGUCCGAGUAUUCGUCAAGAUCUUCUCAACAAUAUCUCUGGCAGCUUGCUUAAAGAAUGUUUAAGCAAGGGUGUUGGAUUUCACCAUGCUGGCGUUAGUCCUACAGAUCGCCGACUGGUAGAAGAGGCCUUCCUGGAAGGCUGUAUUCCCAUCCUUGAUUACCUUAAUGUUGAGGUGAUGUUGGGUCGAAUUAAAAACUUGGAAGAUGGAAUUAAGUGGAUAUCUGAUACUUACCUGGCCAUACGCAUUCCAAAGAACCCAAUAUUCUAUGGCCUACAAAUACCUCAAGCUGGUACCUCAAUGAUCCUUGAAAGACUCUGCUUGGAUGCUCUGGACAAACUGAAAUCGAUCGGAGCUUUAAAAAUAUCAAAUGAGGAUCGGAUGAUUGUGCCUUAUCGUAGGCUGAUUCUAAUAGCUGGAAAGUUAAUGUGUGAACAUUUUCUAUCCGCCAGCACGGUAGAAUCCAUUUUUCGCCUUACUGGCUCUGAAACCCUUAUAGAUUUGAUACAUUAUGUUGCUGGAUGUGCUGAAUUGCACGAGAUUUCGAUUCGUAAUCAGGAGAAAAGUCAGUUGAAUCUCAUCAACAAAGCAACUGGUAUUCAGCGACUGAGGUAUCCAACGAAAGGUCGAAUUACCACACCCCAAUUGAAAGUAGUUACGCUACUGCAAGCAGAGUUAAAUGACUUCGUUGUACUCGAACCGGGUCUUCAACAGGAAAGUAACAAAGCUCUCAAGGUAUUUGCUCGCUGCGCGACAGGUCUCCGCAACCUCCUCUGGGGGACAACUUCCUACGGGAGCUGGGACGCCGCGCCAACAGUUGCAGACAUCCCCCCUACUGCAGUAAACACUGGAUUCGCCUGCAUGGCUCAUGUGAUUGAACUAGUCAAAGUGGUAAAUUACCGUGCCUGGGCUGACGCCCCCCUCGCCUCGUUGCGUCAGCUACCCGAUGUGAGCAAGGGCUGCGCUAAUCAAUUGGCUGGAGCUGGAGUGGUCUCACUGAAGGACAUAGAGAGGCUUGGACCAAGAAGACUUGAACAGGUGAGGAUCCUCAAUCGAAAACCACCCUUUGGUGAUAAAGUCUACGAGAGCGCUCUUGGAAUACCCAAAUAUGAACUCGCCGCUGAACAGGUAACAACAGCUGCUCCUGAGUGCGUGGAGUUUGAGUUCACAGUUCGUCUCAUACGAUCCAGCAAAUUUGAUCAGAUUGCUCUCAUAGUUGGAGACGACAAAAAUUGCAUCAUCUUCAAAACUGUGCUUUCAACCACGAUGAUUGAAUCAUCGGGUAAGUGGUCUCAGCGCAUUAUGAUUCACUACACCUCAGGGGCUAAGCUUCUCUUCACCAGUCUAAUUAGCUUUAACUUCUUGGGCAUCGACUUGAACAUCAACUUUCCCAUCCCUUGGUCCGAGUUCUGCACCGAAGGGAUGGAUCAAGGCCUUAAUACCACAUUUGGUAACAUAAAUCAGAUUCUUCCAAUGACCAUCAGCCCCUACAUUCCAAAUUCGCCUUCUUCAGUGCAGCUGAAGGUAGAUUGCAAGCGGAAAACUCCGAAAAUCUGCAGGUCAAAGCAGACAAAAUCAUCUAAACCAUUGUUCGCAACACCAAAAAGGGUCUGUGGCAACCUAAAGCAGGCAAACAUUCACACUUUUUUCAAGGCAGCCAAAUUGCACUCGGAACAGGUACCAAAAGGCAAAUCGGCUAACUUGUUGACAGAAAUCAGCCCCACUCCAAAGGCAGUCAGUCUUCCAUCUACUCCAGCUCUGAAUGCCUCCAUAGCUGGUACUUCACACACUCACAUUCCUCAUGAAUCAUCAUUUGCGGGUGACCCACCAUCCUUGCCCCAACCUUCUUCCAUCCAAACACCCUCAGAAGUUGGACAGAAGGGACUCAAAUGGAAUCAGAAUGCUGUUGAUUGUGUCAGUCCUGAGACAGAUAGGAUGGUGGAAGAGGAGCUGUGUUCCUUUCUUGACUCCGUAGAGGCCAGUGAAGAACCCUCUGAUUUCAUGCAUUACCGUCAGCUGAACUACACCAUCUCACCCAUUUUUCCUGUGGAUAUGGACGAGUCCUAUAACUACAAUGUUUCCCUUAACACUAUUGCAAUCAAGUCUCCUAAUGGAGCAGCGAACGACGUUCAACAUGAUCACUCUACCCCGAGCUUCAAAACCCCCAAAGAAAUGCAACUACUCACCUCGCUUGAUGAUGUUUCGCGGUCAGAAAGUGUUUGCUGUGAUACAGGCUAUGUUUCGUCACAGCAGCAAUCGACUUCAAAUAAACCGCAAAACUCUGCCAAUUUGAUGGAGACUACGUCGGUGAAGGCGAACAUGGGAGUCAAGGCUAUGUUUGCUGUUCAAGAGGCUGAUAAGGAGAGGUGUUUAAAAGUGCAGGAAAUGGAGGUUUUAAAUGCCGAACCGCAUUCCUCGAGACUGUUGGAUUUUCAACUCCUUCGCGAGGGCUGGGAUCAGUUGGCCACGUUUAUUUAUUGCUACAGGAUCUUGGAAAAGUUUGCGGAUUUUCUCAACAACUUAGUGGCCUCGUUGAAGCACUGGGCUGAUUUCUUUAGUGGUCUUUGA
This is a messenger RNA of Hydatigera taeniaeformis, 2931 nucleotides long. The record is from the annotation of a GenBank genome assembly. Lineage: Eukaryota; Metazoa; Platyhelminthes; Cestoda; Cyclophyllidea; Taeniidae.